Canis lupus familiaris (dog) is the source of this 1782-nucleotide messenger RNA. RefSeq names its product major facilitator superfamily domain containing 12 (gene MFSD12). The record is from RefSeq and is a predicted model, not a curated record. Gene Ontology annotation, cellular component: membrane. The transcript has 10 exons. NCBI's taxonomy places the organism in Eukaryota, Metazoa, Chordata, Mammalia, Carnivora, Canidae. Gene Ontology annotation, biological process: carbohydrate transport. The coding region runs from base 1 to 1437 and encodes 478 amino acids. Gene Ontology annotation, molecular function: symporter activity.
AUGGGCCCCGGGCCCCCGGCGGCCGGAGCGGCGGCGCCCCCGCGGCCCCUGUCGCUGUCCGCGCGGCUGAGCUACGCGGUGGGCCACUUCCUCAAUGACCUGUGCGCGUCCAUGUGGUUCACCUACCUGCUGCUCUACCUGCACUCGGUGCGCGCCUACAGCUCGCGCGGCGCCGGCCUGCUGCUGCUGCUCGGCCAGGUGGCCGACGGGCUGUGCACGCCCCUCGUGGGCUACGAGGCCGACCGCGCCGCCGGCCGCUGCGUGCGCUGCGGGCCCCGAAAGGCCUGGCACCUGGUUGGCACCGUCUGUGUCCUGCUGUCCUUCCCCUUCAUCUUCAGCCCGUGCCUGGGCUGCGGGCCAGCCACCCCCGAGUGGGCCGCCCUCCUCUACUAUGGACCUUUCAUUGUCAUCUUCCAGUUCGGCUGGGCCGCCACGCAGAUCGCCCACCUCAGCCUCAUCCCGGAGCUCGCCACCAAUGACCACGAGAAGGUGGAGCUCACGGCCCUCAGGUAUGCCUUCACCGUGGUGGCCAACAUCACCGUGUACGCUGCCGCCUGGUUCCUGCUCCACCUGCAGGGCUCUCCGAACGUGGAGAUGGCCCGGGAUGCCAGUGACCAGCUGGGGAUCCAGGACGUGCAGGUGUUCCAGAACCUCUCCCUGUUGGUGAUAGGAGUUGGAGCCGUCUUCUCGCUGCUGUUCCACCUGGGCACCAGGGAGGGGCGCCGGCCUCAGGCCGAGGAGCCGGACGAGAACCGCCCGCUGCUGGCGCCCACUACUGCCCGGCCCCUGCUGCUCUGGAGACACUGGCUGCGGGAGCCGGCCUUCUAUCAGGUGGGCCUGCUGUACAUGAGCACGAGGCUCAUCGUGAACCUGUCGCAGACGUACAUAGCCAUGUACCUCACCUACUCGCUCAGCCUGCCCAAGAAGUUCAUCGCCACCAUCCCGCUGGUGAUGUACCUCAGUGGCUUCUGCUCGUCCUUCCUCAUGAAGCCCGUCAACAAGUGCAUCGGGAGGAACCUGACCUACUUUACGGGCCUCCUGGUGAUCCUGGCGUUCGCGGCCUGGGUGGCGCUGGCGGACAGGCUGGGCAUGGCCGUGUACGCGGCGGCGGUGCUGCUCGGCUCGGGCUGCGCCACCAUCCUCGUCACCUCACUGGCCAUGACGGCCGACCUCAUCGGCCCCCACACGCACAGCGGAGCCUUCGUGUACGGCGCCAUGAGCUUCUCGGAUAAAGUGGCCAACGGGCUGGCGGUCAUGGCCAUCCAGAGCCUGUAUCCCUGCUCCUUGGAGAUUUGCUGCAGGGCCUGCAUGGGCUUCUACCGCUGGGUGAUGGUGGCCGCCACCGGCGGUGUGGGCGUGGCCGCCACCCUCUGUCUGUGCAGUCUCCUCAUCUGGCCCAUCCGCCUGCGGAGCUGGGACCCUGGAGCCCAGCCCUGACCCCCCACGGUCCCUGUCCUGUGCACAUGCACGGUGCCCAGCUGAGGCCAGGAGCAGCCCCGUGCCACCCCGCCUGCCAUCCCUGCUCCUCCAUCCUUGCCUGGGCCUAAGGGCACCAGGGCAGGCGGUCAGGAUCCCACUGAGCUUGGCCCUCUGGGACCCGGGGCUGUGCCCAGCUCACCCCUCACCAUGGGGUGUCCCACAUGCUGCCAGGUCCCUUGAUAAUGGCGUGGUCACGGAGCUGGACUGGAGCCUCGGGCAGAGGUGGGAGGAGCAGGUCCCCUGCCCUGUGCCCAGGCCGCUGCUGACCACGAAUAAAGAGCCACCCGUGGGUGAGGACUGUGG